Messenger RNA from Debaryomyces tyrocola, 786 nucleotides. Lineage: Eukaryota; Fungi; Ascomycota; Pichiomycetes; Serinales; Debaryomycetaceae. The record is from the annotation of a GenBank genome assembly.
AUGCCUCAAAACGAAUAUAUUGAGCAGCACAUCAAGCAGCAUGGGAGAAGAUUAGAUCAUGAAGAGAGAAAGAGAAAGAAGGCAGCCAGAGAAGGACACAGAAUAGCUAAGGAUGCCCAAGAAUUGAAGGGAUGGAGAGGUAAGCAAUUUGCUAAGAAACGUUAUAGUGAAAAGGUUGCUAUGAAGAAGAAGAUCAAGACACAUCAAGAAUCCAAGGUCAAGGGUCCAGCCACACCUAAGGAAGAUGAUGGUGAAGCAUUGCCUACCUAUUUGUUAGAUCGUCAAACUAAUAAUUCAGCCAAAGCAAUUAGUUCUUCGAUCAAGCAGAAGAGAUUAGAAAAGGCCGAUAAGUUCGCUGUGCCAUUGCCAAGAGUUAAAGGUAUUUCUGAAGAGGAAAUGUUUAAGGUUAUUAAGACUGGUAAGCAAAAGUCCAAGUCGUGGAAAAGAAUGAUCACCAAGCAUACAUUUGUUGGUGAGGGAUUUACCCGUAGACCUGUGAAGAUGGAAAGAAUUAUUAGACCAUCUGCUUUAAGACAAAAGAAGGCUAAUGUGACACAUCCAGAAUUAGCGGUCACUGUGUUUUUACCAAUCUUGGGUGUCAAGAAGAAUCCGCAAUCGCCUAUGUAUACACAAUUAGGAGUCUUAACUAAAGGUACUAUUAUUGAAGUUAAUGUUUCCGAAUUAGGUUUGGUUACUGCUGGUGGUAAAGUUGUUUGGGGUAAAUACGCACAAAUUACGAAUGAACCUGAUAGAGAUGGUUGUGUCAACGCUGUUUUAUUAGUUUGA